UGUCCAUUGAAAGUCUUCAUUCAAAAGAUUCUGCUAAGCUGUCAGCCACUUUAGAGAGAUUGGCAAGAACAGGAAGGCACAUCCCAACACAUCCAAGGAUGGCGACUUCAAGUGAGGCUGAACCACAAGUUUCACAGAAGAGGCAAAAGACAGAGUUGAGAAAAGCUGGGCCCUUCACCUCUGUUUCUCAGUCUACAUUCAGUACACGAACUAGCAGCCAACAUGCUGCCCCACACCCUGGUGCCGAUGACGAUUCCGUGUUGGCCAAGGCAAGGGAAAUCAAAAACUUUGUCAAGCAGCAGAAGAAGGCCAUGCAUCUGAGAAGUGCAAAACAGAGCUGGUUGAUUGUCCAUCAACAGCUCCUCCAGGACAGGAGUGAGGCGGAGCAGGUUCUACGCCAUGCAGUGGAAGACAUGCUGGAUGAUUUCCAGGAGAAGGGGAAAAAACAUGCCCAUGAUCGUGUCCCUCAUAAGGAUAAAGAAUACUGGCUAUUGCUAAAGGAAAUUUUAGAUGCACUCGAUGAAAGUGAGUCAUCUGUACGAAAGCAAAGAAGGGUGCUAGCUAACUGCAACCAAAAGAUGAGGAAGAUGGUGAAGGGUGAAACGGUCCACACCGAAAGUGACAGCGCGGGUGCAGUAUGCAUCUGGGAUAAGGUCGAUGAAGGAGGAGGAGGAGGAGGAGGAGGAGGAGGAGACGAAGCAGGAGGUGACUGCCAAGAACAAGACCAGGAGAUGUUAGAGUUGACGCCUGGAGGAGAUGAGCACAAGCAGGAAUCGCAUAACAGGCCAAGGGCAGGGAAAGCGUUGGGAUUGGUACUCUCGUCAAUGGCAGCGGAGUGGGAAGAAGCCAUUAGAGCAUUUGAUGAUCAAAUAGAUGUUCUAUCUCGGGAGAUCCGAACACUGUGCUCCUCAUUCCUGCCACUCAAUCUGGGUGGAGCAGACAUGAAGGGUCCUACCAAUCUACCCAAGAAUCUCCAUGCUCCCAGCAACUCCUCCUCCUCCUCCUCCUCCUACUCCACUCCUAGGGGAGGUAAAGUAGUGGGUAGCAAUAAUGAUCGAGACUGCUGGUCAUCUGACAGUGUGCAUGGUGCUGUACGGCAUUGGAAAUCUUCUGUGGAUGAGCUACUAGCAGCAUAUCCAUGGGCAGCAGGGAGCCAAAUCAUGAAGAAGAUGGAGAUGGGCUUUCAACUCUUGGACAAGAAGUUUAUAUCACAAUUAAGGAAGUGCAAUAGGGUUCGUCAAGACAACCUUGCCGCUGCUGGUGGUUGUUUCAGCGAGGUGGUUAGAGAGGAGAAAGAGUUAACGGCUUCUUGUCUUCAGCAGCAUGCUGAUGAUGUGUCAUGUGAGGAGACAACUGUAAUGGGAGGUUGUGUUGCCCACAUUCCACAUGAAUUUGCUAAAGUGGGGCUCAAUGGUGAUGGCAUAGGGUUGCGGGGUACCUGUGCUCCUGCGUGUGGCAGCGUGAAAGACAGGUGGAGUCCUGAGGAGCAUGCGGUCUUUCUUGCUGUACGCAAACAGCAGCUGCAGCAGCUGCUUCUACUUGAGCAUUCCGGUAAGAUUGGAAUGCGUGGUCAGGGUAAAGCCGGUGCUGGCCACUGCGGGAAGCAACAGCUUAUCAGAGCAGUGGCUGAUGCUCUUCCUCCGGGUCAGCACAGCCAGAAGCUUGCUGAUGUAGCAGCUCACGAGGAGUGGUAUCAGAGGCACCAUUUUCGUUCAAUCACCAGGCGAGCAAUCUGCCAACGGUGGGGUUCGGAGAGGGACAAUCUUGUCCGUCGAUUUGCAAGCAUACUACACGAGGAGGAGCAAUUGGUCAUGGGGGGGAUGCGGGCCAGGGAAGCCGUCACCUCUGCCCAAAGGGAUUAUUUGCAUCAGAUGUCUAAGGUUCGAGUUGCAAACUUCAUUGGGAAGCGGUUUGUGAGUCUGGAACAAGAGGCAGCAGAGAAGGCAGUCGAGAGGAAGAAGGAUCUGGUGCGACAUGCACAAGAGGAGGAGAGAGAAGAGAAUGAAAGAUGUCGAGCAAAAGAGAUGAUCGAACGACACAGGGAAGAUGUCACAGCUUCUCUGAAGGUCAUGGACGAAGAAAGGAGGCAGAUGAUGGAGGUGGCGGCAAUGGCUGCCAAGAAAGCAGCAGCCAUUGGAGCAGAACGGGUGGAGUUCCGGAGGGAAAGAGAGAAGGAGCGUAAGCAAUUGGCUAAGGCAGCUGAAGAAAAAGCACGGUUAGAAAGGGAGUGGAGAGAGGAGCUGAUGUCCCGACUUCGAGCAAAAGUGGCAGUCCAUGCCACUCAGGAUCCCAACAGGUUGCUGCAGCCGACUGAAUCUAAUAAAGCAGAAGGGUGGAUGGGAGACAAGCCACCCCCAAGAAAGCUCUUUCCAGUUCAUGGUUACAAUAUGGAUGAGUUGAAUCGCGACAGCCGUUUCAGGGUUGUAUGUGCGUUAAUGGAAGCUGGCCUCAUUCAAACAGCUUCAGCGAAGGAGGCCAUCCUGGGAGCUCAACCAUUUAGGCCACCUCGCCGAGACCAAGUUGUAAGUUCUGUUCUUGUGACUUCAGGUGGUCGGCAGACGGAGUGCGUUGGAGUAACAGGAGGCUUGUUGUGUUCCAGAGCAAUGGCAUCAAAUACAACUGCAGUGGAAAUGGAGGAUACCUUGCUUCCUGGCAAGACCUCUAGCCGGCCUUCUCACAAUGUGCUGGUCAUGGAGCAUGUGUCACCAGCAACACGUCUGCUUGAAAAACGGCGGCAAAUGUUUGAGGUCCAAGAGGCCUUGGAAGCGCAGAAGGCAGAAUUUGCAAGGUACACAUGAUGAGUAACUGUGUCCCGAAGUAUAGAAUCU
Messenger RNA from Chara braunii, 2828 nucleotides. Lineage: Eukaryota; Viridiplantae; Streptophyta; Charophyceae; Charales; Characeae. The record is from the annotation of a GenBank genome assembly.